CGUAUAGAGGAGAUUCAAGGGAAAUUGGCGACAGUUUGUUGCUGGCACUGGUGGUGACAGCUGAUUUUCUUGUUACGUAGCCAAAAUCUGGAUGCAGUGGCAUGUCAGAUAGGAACUCCGUUCUACCAAAUAGGCCGUAAGCCUAGUCAGUUGUCCUAGUUUUCAUCGGAUUUCCUUAAAAGUGCGUUGUCUUUCAUUGACCGGAGAUGGGUGGGAGCCAGAGCGUACAGAUCCCCGGCGGCGGGACCGAGGGCUACCACGUCCUGAAGGUGCAGAAAAAUUCGCCGGGGCAGGUGGCCGGCUUGGAGGCCUUCUUCGAUUUUAUCGUCUCUAUCGACGGGACUAGGCUGAACCAAGACAAUGACACACUGAAGGACAUCUUGAAGGCGUCUCUGGACAAGCCAUUGAAGAUGAUAGUCUACAGUAGUAAGACUCAGACUGUGCGCCAACUCACCAUUACUCCAAGCAAUAACUGGGGUGGCCAGGGACUUCUUGGUGUAAGCAUCAGGUUCUGCUCAUUCGAAGGUGCCAAUGAGAACGUCUGGCAUGUUCUGGAAGUUCAUCCGUCAUCCCCAGCAGAACUGGCAGGGUUGAACCCGUUUUCGGACUAUAUAAUCGGUGCCGACUCAUCGUUGCAUGAGAGUGAGGAUCUUUUCACUCUUAUUGAAGCACAUGAGGGUCGAUGCUUAAAGCUAUAUGUCUACAAUAUAACGCAGGACACUUGCCGUGAGGUGAACAUCACUCCCAAUUCUAACUGGCCCGGCGAGGGAAGUCUUGGGUGUGGUAUUGGAUAUGGUUAUUUACAUCGGAUUCCAGUUAUGAAUUUUCAGCCCGAACUCAAGCCUCUACUUCCUAACCCUGUGGAGGAAGUUCCCAUUCUUUCCCAAGCUGAUGCCACACAGAAAGAAAAAGUUGCUCUUCAAGCUGACCAUGAUUCAGCCCAAGAUGUCUCUCAAGGCUUGUCAAGCCUUUCAAUUGAUAACAGAGUACCAACACACCCUGCAUUUGCUGGAGGGACUACAACAGUUCCAGUUACUACAGUGAAUAUGAACAGCCCGGCACAGUAUGUCUCAUCUGGUACUAAUCCUUACGCUAGUGUUCCUGUGCCAAACCAUGGAGAUGCUUCUUAUCCUUUGCCGACUAUGCAGUAUCCGAUGCAGUAUGUCCACCAACCCUACAUACCAGCACCUACAUCUGCCAUGCCCAAUUAUAUCCAUUCCCCAAAUGCAAUGCCCAGUUAUACCCACAGCCCUUCUGCAAACCCAAGUUACACAGGUGUAAUGCAGCAGCAGCAGUCUCAGACGUGGAGGCCGCAGGGUGAAAUUGGAACUACCGAACACCUGUUUCCUCAGCCAAGCUACAAUGUUCUGCCACCUCCAGCCUCUGAGAUUCCAGUCACCACUCAUCCACAACCUGUCAUGCCUACAAGUCAAGGAUUAAUAGAUUCAUUUGCAACGCAGACUGUAACGACUCCAAUUUCUCUUCCAGGGAUGCCACCAAUCACUGUUAGCGCCUCGUUGCCCUUUAAAACGAUAGAGGCUCUUCAGAAUGAACAGCAGGCUAACACAACUGUUACAGCAACACACUGAAACAUCUACAAUAUUUUAUCAAAAUAUACAACAAUUCAGUGUUGA
This is a messenger RNA of Cimex lectularius (bed bug), 1634 nucleotides long. RefSeq names its product Golgi reassembly-stacking protein 2 (gene Grasp65). Lineage: Eukaryota; Metazoa; Arthropoda; Insecta; Hemiptera; Cimicidae. The record is from RefSeq and is a predicted model, not a curated record. Gene Ontology annotation, molecular function: protein binding. The transcript is spliced from 7 exons. Gene Ontology annotation, cellular component: Golgi apparatus. Gene Ontology annotation, biological process: Golgi organization. The coding region runs from base 207 to 1589 and encodes 460 amino acids.